UGGGCAGGCACAAGAACUCUAGGAGGCGUUGGCCGUACCAAUCCAUCCAUUCAUUCAUGCCACAAACAUGGCCGCCUCCAAGCCGGUAGUAAUCGCACCUUGCAGAGAGUUUCCGGAUGAGAUUAAGGAACAGUCCCGGGCGUUUCAUUCAGCUCUGCUAAACGUUAAAGAGACUCUCAGCCCGAUUCUGGCGGCGAGUCAGGAGGUUGCGACUGAAGAGCUGUCUCCUUUAGACAAAGCAAGGCUAGACCUGACGCUACUGUACAGUCUAAACUCCCUCUUUUGGAUGUACCUCUGCACACUUGGAGAAGACCCCAAGCAGCAUUCGGUGAGACAGGAAUUGGACCGUGUGAAGGAGUACAUGACACGGGCCAAACAAAUCGCCGACAAAGCCAAGGCGCCCAAGCUGGUUGCCGGGGCUGCCCAACGCUUUGUGCGUAAUGCUCUCUGGACAGCUACAGAUGGCGGGCAGAAAGAUGACCAAGAGCCACCACGAAAAAAGCGCCGGUGAUCAUUUCAACAAAACAGUGGGACCAAGUAGAGCAACAGCUUCAUCUUCAAAGCAGCAAAGAAGCAGGCAUCUGACUUCAUCAUGAUGAGCUAAAUCUAAGUGUUGGCAUCAUUAAAAUUUUUGGUAAGCAGAACA
Rhipicephalus microplus (southern cattle tick) is the source of this 646-nucleotide messenger RNA. RefSeq names its product Ribosomal RNA processing 47 (gene Rrp47). Gene Ontology annotation, biological process: regulation of gene expression; maturation of 5.8S rRNA. The record is from RefSeq and is a predicted model, not a curated record. Gene Ontology annotation, molecular function: DNA binding; RNA binding. NCBI's taxonomy places the organism in Eukaryota, Metazoa, Arthropoda, Arachnida, Ixodida, Ixodidae. Gene Ontology annotation, cellular component: nucleolus; exosome (RNase complex).